CUCUCUGAAUACCUUAGUAUUGAUGAAGAAUCGCAAAUCCAUCAGCAGUUCCUUGGAAGCCAUUGGCGACCCAACAGUCAGGUCUUGUGGAGUGGCUUCUCACGUGAAGAAGUUCAACAUUGGGCAGAUGCACAUGACCUGCAAACACUCACUACUGCUAUGGGACCUCUAAUGAACCUAGAUGACCCGCUAUGUCCGAAAGAGAAAAAAUCGAAGCAGAAAUGGAGUAAAUAUAUGAAGGGUGCUUCUGUAAUCUUCGCGUGGUACAUUACAAAAGGAGAAAAGGUCACUGUGUUGUCACCACCGCCCCCAAGGCGAUUUAAUCCAUCUGGGAUGACCACUUAUCAAGCUAUUGAAGAGCCCAUUCUCAGGUGGGCCAUAGCCGGUGGGGCUAUCUUGCGAAUUGAGAUGGUGCAUCCUACCGUGAAGGGGGCAGAGAACUUUGCCUACGAAGUCUGGCCUGUUGAUCAAACUGCUUCCUGGGUUGCAGCCUUU
Messenger RNA from Bipolaris oryzae ATCC 44560, 495 nucleotides. RefSeq lists its product as uncharacterized. NCBI's taxonomy places the organism in Eukaryota, Fungi, Ascomycota, Dothideomycetes, Pleosporales, Pleosporaceae. The record is from RefSeq and is a predicted model, not a curated record. The annotation marks the transcript as partial. The transcript has a single exon.